Ixodes scapularis (black-legged tick) is the source of this 2873-nucleotide messenger RNA. RefSeq lists its product as uncharacterized. Bases 1 to 2394 code for a protein of 797 amino acids. Lineage: Eukaryota; Metazoa; Arthropoda; Arachnida; Ixodida; Ixodidae. The transcript is spliced from 2 exons. The record is from RefSeq and is a predicted model, not a curated record.
AUGAGGACAGCCCUGUCCUUGGCCGUCACGGGCUUCUUGCCCAGCUGCGUGUACACCUCCGUGGUAAUCCUUCGGGUGAGCAUGCAGAGGAAGCAUAUGAUGCCACAGGUCUUUACCAAGAGCCAUAGCCCGGGCACCAGGGCAGUCUCCCAGUGCUGCUGGGAACUCCAGAGAUUUGCAACAAGCUAUCACUGUCCAGAGAUCUCCACAGCCAAGGAUGCAUACAGCUUUCUCAACAAAAUCGGUGCCUACGCCGAUUUGCCCCGGUUUUUCAAGCCUUGCACGAAAAGCGACGGCCAGUCGUGCCAUCUGCUGGACCAGCUCGACAUCUGGAACCAGUUUCUGCAAGAAGUGGGCAUGCUGCUUGAGGAAGUGGCCCCGGAGACACUCAGCGUCGCUCCACAGCGCAGGGCUUCUGACGGCCUCGCAACGGAGGACUGCAAUCCCGACGGAUGGGUGCUCCUCUACUGGCUCUUCAAGGAACAUCGCUGCAUUGCAAACCUACAACUCCCCAGUCCCAACAAACAUUCCCAGCUCCAUCUGGGCGUUGCACUGAGCCAGAACUCUGGGCUGAGGACGCUGACACUGAGUUACGAGACGAGCGAAGAAGAGCUCAGGAUGAUCUACUCCACCAUGACACGUUGGACAAAGCUAGAGAGCUUGACCAUCAGCGGACUAGCGCUGUCCAAUGACACUGCGGUGCUACUGGAAGCCUCCCUGGAGAAGCUACCAUUGCUGAGGUCUCUGGAGGUAUCUUUCUUGAGUAUCGCUCCUGCUUGCGAUGCUGAGCUGCUUAAGGGUGUCUUUGAGAGGAUGUCAGCACUGACAUCGCUCUCCUUGGACUUCACGUUCGAACCGUCAGAUGUUGAAUUGGUGCUCCGCUGCCUGGGACCUGGUCUGUCCGUGCUCAGCGUAGGUGACAGCUUUCUGGUACCCGAGGAAGGAGCGGUCUUCCAAGAAUUCCUCGCUGGCAACACCGUCUUGAAGAAGCUCACCCUAAUCCAAAUGGUGUGCACAGGAAUGGGUGAGCUCGAUAAUGUUUUCAAGGGUCUUCUAAUAAAUCAUAUCCUCGAGGAACUGCACCUCUUGAACUUUGUCCUCAAAAAUUCUACGAUGGAACUGCUUGCAGAAGCUGUGGUGGAGCACAGCACCCUGAAGAUUCUGGAGGUUUAUUUUUUUGACCAGUGCUGGGAGGUGGACGGUACACCUCUUGCGAAGAUGCUGGGUCAGAACAAGAGCCUUCAAGAACUGAAGUUCGAAGGGGGCGAAGUUGCCUGCUACGACGCAUUUGCCGAGGCAGUUCGCAAGAACACCACGCUGAAGAAGCUGUCUCUCGAUCUUGUCCAGUUAGACGACUUGGCCGAAAUCUUCGUCUACAGGGGGUUUCUGGAGGCACUUUCAUGCAAUGGAACGAUCCAGCAGGUCACGUUGGAAAGCAUUGACCCUGUUUUAGUCGGCCAAUUCAGCGAGCUUCUCCGUGAGACCGGGACUGAGAGAAGGGUGACCUUUCAAUUUGAGUUGACCAGCAGCCAGUUGUUUACUGAGGCACUGGAGAAAUGCUCGGGACUCGCUGAAAUGACAUACUCAGACUGGGGGUCCAAAAUCCCUGUGCCCCCAAGUGCAUAUCGGCACCUCAUGCGCUAUUACUACCUCGAGUACCUAGACAUCGCCCUCUUCCAUCAAUCGAUAAAGUACAAGGCAGCGACUACCCUGGCUGAGUUUCUUGCAUCUACCAGAACCCUGCGGGCUGUCCGUCUCCGCUUCCACGCUUCACCGGCGGCCACACAUGCACUCUUGGACAGCAUCUCGUGCAAUAGGAGCAUUUCAAGUUUAUUCAUAUCGAGGUGGACUUUCAACGAACGGAAUGCCAACAUGUUGUGGCAGAUCUUGAGGAACAGCAACAUUCUCAACAACAUCUGGCUGUGGCUUGACUCUAAGAGCGAUUUGCAGGCAAUGAGCCAGCUUCCUGAACGUCUGCUAGACAACCACAGCCUGCUCUCUGCAAAUUUUUCGGACUUCCCGGAUUUCAAGUCGAAAGUCAGGGACGUGAUGCGGCGGAACUUGUCGACCCUCUACCGUGCAGUGAUGUUUGUUAUGGGUUCGCAUGGAAGGCGCUACGCCAAGGCCUUUGAGUGUGUCUCAAGGAGCCCAGCUUUGGUCGAGGAAGUGCAGAAGUAUGCCUCCGAAUCCAAGGAAGAUGCCAAGGAACGGCUGAGAUGUGCCAAGGUCUACCUGUACCAGCAUUUCAUGGUGGCAGCUGGUGUUGUCAAGGGCACUGUUACGUGCAUCGAGAAUGGACAACUCCAGCUAGAUCAGAUUGGCUUAGACAACUGGCUCCACAUCCGACAAUACCUCAAGGUGGCUGAUAUCGAGGAACCCACUGACCAGCCAUAAACAUCCAGUCACCUUUGCAAGAGGUGUUAGAUAUAUGUAGAAAUUCCUUGUAGCUCUUCGUUUUAAUUUUUAUUCAAAAUGAUUUCUUGUUUUAAUUAACUACUAGAGAAUCCUUCUUUAUGUUAUUUUUUGGUAUCAGGCUUGUGGAUUUUCCUGAAUCUUUCCUAAGACGAAGUUUUGUUUCCUAAAUUUGUUGGCAUUGUUAAGAAGUUUCUUAUGGGCUGUUGCUUCUUGUCACAUUGUUUUUCAAUAUAUAAUUUGGAAUUAAAUGUGCCUUGGAAAUUUUUUAUGCUAGUAUUGCUGACAGUUUGCAAUUUUUUAAGUAUAGUCUUCCAAGUAAUGUGAAAUGGUGGCACGCUUGAGGUUUCCCGCAAUUUUUAAGUCAUCUCCCACAUUUCACAGUCUAAGAAAUAAAUAAGCGUUGAACUCUCGGAGCCUUGAAGACAACCACAUAUCUGUUAUGAAUAUUUUAAAGAUUA